Olea europaea var. sylvestris is the source of this 1369-nucleotide messenger RNA. RefSeq names its product CASP-like protein 4A3. The transcript has 3 exons. The record is from RefSeq and is a predicted model, not a curated record. The coding region runs from base 92 to 1153 and encodes 353 amino acids. NCBI's taxonomy places the organism in Eukaryota, Viridiplantae, Streptophyta, Magnoliopsida, Lamiales, Oleaceae.
GUUGUCUGUUUCUCACUACCUAGCUCUGGACCAGAUUCCACCUUAACCAUUCUAUUUCUUCAACAUUUGGAAUCCAUUUUCAUUAAUCAAUAUGGAAAACCAAAAUAAACAACACCCACAAAGCAGUGGCAGAGAACCCAUAUCACCAUCGCCGUCACCGGCGAUCCAGUCUUCGGAGUACUAUCAAUCCACUGAUGUACCUACACCACAUGAACUUAUAGUAGUAGACUCUUCACCAGCUCAAACCGAAAGCAGUAGCAGAGGAGAUGUAACACAGUCACCGGUGGAUUCAAAACCCACUAUUAUUCCUGUUUCACCGUCACCAAAUCACUCCAAAAGCUGUAGCAGCGAACAUAUAUCACUCUCACCGACGAUUAAGUCUCCAGAAGAGUCACCGGUUCGGUCAUCAAUUUCCUCUUAUAAUAUUUCACUCACUCAUGUGUCUUCCCCUGGAAAAGAAAAAGCUCCGGAAUACUCACCUGAGAAGCCUCCUCCGGCGUCGGUGAAGGAAGUGUUUAACAAGGAUGUCCGUGAGGAACCGAUGGCGGCAAUAACAAAGACGGAUAAAACCAGAAUUGUCGUGGAAACAGAAAAAAGUUAUGGUCACGGCGGCAGCGGGAGUGAAACUGGGCGGAGGAGGGUGAUUCCGUCCCUGUCGAUAUUAAGAACCGCCAAGAGAGAGAAGAUGGUGAGAAAAGCUGCUUUAGGAUUUAGGGUUCUUGGAUUUUUGUUCAGCUUGGUUUCACUUUCAGUAAUGGCAGCUGAUAGACAUCAGGGUUGGGCUCUUGAUUCAUUUGAACGUUACAAGGAAUUCAGGUACUGCAUGUCAAUCAACGUGAUAGGAUUUGUGUACUCGGGAGUACAGGCUCUAGAUCUGUCUUACAAUCUAGUCACAGGCAAAUAUAUUGGCCGGCAUCGACCAGGGCUCCGGCGUUACUUUGAUUUCACCGUCGAUCAGAUAAUUGCUUAUUUAUUGAUAUCGGCUUCCUCAUCGGCUGCUACUAGAAUUGAUGACUGGCAAUCCAACUGGGGCAAGGACAAGUUCACAAAUAUGGCAACUGCAUCUAUAUCUAUGUCUUUUCUUGCAUUUGUGGCCUUAGCCUCCAGUUCUCUUAUAUCCGGUUAUGCCCUUUUCAACUCCAAAUCUAUAUAGCUUCUACUAAUGGGAUUUAUUUUUCAUAAUCUCUACAGUUACUGAUUUUGUGAAGCAAAAAAGUAAGUGAUGGAAUUAUAGAAACUGUAUACAACUAGUGAUUUCUUGAGAUUUUGUUUGGAGAAUUAGAUAUACGAACAUGGGAUUUUGAUUUUAACAUACUUGAAUGUUUUGAAGUAUAUUACUUGUGUAAUCAAAUAUGUGGAUGUUAGAUUU